Metarhizium acridum CQMa 102 is the source of this 801-nucleotide messenger RNA. RefSeq lists its product as uncharacterized. Lineage: Eukaryota; Fungi; Ascomycota; Sordariomycetes; Hypocreales; Clavicipitaceae. The record is from RefSeq and is a predicted model, not a curated record. Gene Ontology annotation, molecular function: peroxidase activity.
AUGCUGCACACACUUACUGUCAUUUCUUUGGCUGCAUCAGCCGUCGCUUCAGCAGCUGCUGCACUGCGACCAUGGAAAGCCGCAGGCCCGGACGAUUCUCGCAGUCCCUGCCCCAUGGUGAACACUCUCGCGAACCACGGAUAUCUACCACACAACGGCAGAAACCUCUCGGUUAAACACUUUGGCGAUGCCGUCGUUGAAGCUCUCAACACCGUCCCCGCGUACGGCACCAGGCCCGCGAGUGUGUUCAUUAAAGGCUGGGGCAAAGACUCCUUUGACCUCGAGGACCUCAACACGCCGGGGAUCCUGCAGCACAUCAGCUCCUUGUCUCGCGAUGACAUGACGCCCAUGGAAAGGAAUAUCGCUGUCGACGUUGCACGGGUGUCCGCCCUCCUGGAAGACAGCCCGACCGACUACGUGGACGCAGCGUCCAUGGCGAAGAGUCGCCUCCGUGUGGAAGCGUUGUCGGAGCCUGAGAGACUAUCGAGCCGGGAACAGCUGUUGGCUUACAUGGAGGCUAGUCUGGUGCUUAUGAUGAUGAAGGAGGGUGAAGUGCCGCCUGCGUUUAGUUUCCCCUCGGCGAAGACUUGGAUUGCGCCAAAGGAGCGCGUGAGGGUGUGGCUGACGGAGGAGAGGUUGCCAGAUGAGUUGGGGUGGAAGCGCUCAGAGCGAAAGCUGGGUGUGCUGGAUUUGGUGCCGAUUAUGAAGGCUGUCUUUGAUGAGAAGAGGGCGCAGAGCGGGAAGGGACCGCUUUGGAAGUCUUUUUUGUCGUUAUUUGGGGGUUCGCGAGAUGAGUUGUAG